AUGUUCUCUGCAACAAGACGAGCAAAAUUGUUUGUAAAAACGGUUUUAGAAUCGCCAAAAUGGCUCAAUAUUCUCACUAGACAACAAUCGAGCUGGAUGGAAAACUUAAAGUCGAUAAUCGUUGGGUCUAAUGUUCCAAAAGUCCGACAGAUUGGCGACCCAGUACUGCGAGAAGUUGCCCAACCUGUUGACCCCAUGACCAUACACACUGCCGAGUUUAAAAAACUUCUUGAAGUUAUGAUUAAAACCAUGAGAGAACAUCAAGCAGUGGGCAUUGCAGCACCACAAAUUGGUGUCGGGUUACAGGUUUUUGCUAUGGAACAUACACGAGAACAUAUGAACAGACUUAAAGAAAUGGGUUUCACGUUGGAAGACCUCAGACAAAAACAGAUGGAUAUAGUACCAUUAAAAAUUUUCGUAAACCCCGAAUUGAAAAUUACCAAUUCCAAAAUGGUCGCAUUCAGAGAGGGGUGCCUCAGUCUCGAGGGGUUCUCGGGCAUGGUGCCCCGCGCACUUGAGGUCGAGGUGCGGGGGUUGAACGAGAAUGGAGAGGUUGUGACGUGGAACGCUUCUGGCUGGCCAGCUCGUAUUGUACAACAUGAAGUAGAUCACUUGCGGGGAAAUAUUUAUAUAGAUUCUAUGACUUAUAAAUCAUUUAUGAAUAAUAAGUGGAAUGAUUUUGUCGAGUAA
This is a messenger RNA of Paramuricea clavata, 690 nucleotides long. NCBI's taxonomy places the organism in Eukaryota, Metazoa, Cnidaria, Anthozoa, Malacalcyonacea, Plexauridae. The record is from the annotation of a GenBank genome assembly.